AUGGAGAUGAACAGCAGACUACAAACUACCUCCAACUCCGAUGUUGUUGUACAUCAUAAGGACCAUCGGAGUUGGAUUGUCGACGGAGAAGACGGGCAGUGUUCACAGCGCAUAAUUGUUAUCCAACGCGUGUCAGAAAAGAUGGGUCCAAUUAGUCCAACCAUCGUCCCCACUGGUGGCCUCGUCCUGGUCACGGGAGUCAAUGGCUUUCUCGCCUCUCACCUGGCCCUGAACCUUCUUGAACGCGGCUACAAAGUACGAGGCACGGUGCGCUCCCAUGACAAAGCCGACUGGAUCCGAGAAGCCGUGACAAAACGCUACCCCAAUGCCUCCUUCGAGGUGGUGGUUGUUCCCAACAUUUCUGUUCCGGGGGCAUUCGACGAUCCCGUGCAGGGCGUCGACGGUGUCGCCCAUGUAGCCAGCGACCUGUCAUUUGGCAACGAUCCCAACAAGGUCAUCACGCCCAUGGUGGAGGGCCUGAGCAACAUCCUGGCCAGCGCCGCCAAGGAGCCCAGCGUCAAGCGCUUCGUGCUCACCAGCAGCGCCAUUGCCGCUCUGACUCCACAGCCCGGAAAGGAAAUCCAUGUCGACGUCAACUCAUGGAACGACAGCAGCAUCGAAGCCGCGUGGCGGCCUGCGCCCUACGAGCCGGAGCGGUGCUGGGACGUCUACGCGGCACUGAAGACGACCACCGAGCGCGAAUUCUGGAAAUUCGCCGAGCAGCACAAGCCUGCGUUUGUCUUCAACUCUGUGCUGCCGGAUUUUAUCGUCGGUCCUAUCAUCCACGCCAAACAGAAUGGUAGCACCGGACGCUGGGUCAAGGAAUUCUUCGAUGAUCCGGUCAACUACUUCAAGCCCCUGCAGACUUUCAUCCCGCGCCACUUUGUCGAUGCUACAGAUGUCUCGGUGUUGCAUAUCGCUGGAUUGACGCAUGAGGACGUGCAGUCAGAGCGGUUGCUGGCCAUGACGGGCCCGUUCAACUUUAACAGUUGGCUGAGCGCAUUUCGCAAGAUUGAUCCGAGCAAACCCUGGCCCGCGGAUGAUCCAAAUCAGGUCCAUGAUCGCAGUAUCGUUGACACUGCCAGGCCCCAGGAGCUGUUGAAACGGUACGGUCGUGUGGGAUUUACCUCUUUCUUUGAGACCGUGAAGGAUAAUUGCUUAAACAGUGAUCCGGAGUGGAAGCGGUCGAACUUUCCUUAACUGGUGCUCUUAGACGGACUAGGAAUAUGUAUGUAAAGAUGGAUUGACACCAAUGAGAGCAUGGAGAUUAUGUCGAGUAUCUUCUAGUCAAC
Messenger RNA from Aspergillus glaucus CBS 516.65, 1292 nucleotides. RefSeq names its product aldehyde reductase II. The record is from RefSeq and is a predicted model, not a curated record. Gene Ontology annotation, molecular function: oxidoreductase activity, acting on the CH-OH group of donors, NAD or NADP as acceptor. The coding region runs from base 1 to 1200 and encodes 399 amino acids. The transcript has 2 exons. Lineage: Eukaryota; Fungi; Ascomycota; Eurotiomycetes; Eurotiales; Aspergillaceae.